Messenger RNA from Nicotiana attenuata, 1879 nucleotides. Its product is annotated as serine/threonine-protein phosphatase PP1 isozyme 2-like. The transcript has 4 exons. The record is from RefSeq and is a predicted model, not a curated record. Gene Ontology annotation, cellular component: nucleus; cytoplasm. Lineage: Eukaryota; Viridiplantae; Streptophyta; Magnoliopsida; Solanales; Solanaceae. Gene Ontology annotation, molecular function: protein serine/threonine phosphatase activity. Bases 378 to 1349 code for a protein of 323 amino acids.
CUUUCUGUCACAUAAAAAGCCAUUUUCAAACUCCACCCAUAACCACUAAUCCCAUUUCCCCCCUAAAUUAAAGUCUUUGACUUUAAUUCCCUCUCUCUAUCUAUCUUUCUUUUCUUUUCUCUAAUAAUAAGAUGCCAAUCCACUAUUCCACUCCACUUUAUUCUCUACUUCUUCUCCUCAACUUUCUUCUUCCUUUUUCCUCACCAUAAUCUUCGAAUCAGUUCUUCACACUUUACCAGUUUUCUUUUAACUGUCACAAGUACACGUGUCUUGUAAAUGUGUUCACACCAAAAUUGGUGUUUCAAACUUGUCAACUUUCUUCUGCUUGAUCAAUCUUAACACACACACACACACAGAGUAGAGUGAGGAAGAGGGAUAUGGGUUCAGUAGAUUUGGAUGAUAUAAUAAACCGUUUAAUUGAAGUUCGACAUAGACCAGGGAAACAAGUUCUGUCUGAAUACGAAAUCAGGCACCUUUGUCUCAAAUCUAAAGAAAUUUUCUUGCAACAGCCUAAUCUUCUUGAGCUUGAUGCACCUAUCAAGAUCUGUGGGGAUAUCCAUGGUCAGUAUUCUGAUCUACUGAGGCUAUUCGAAUAUGGUGGAUUUCCUCCAAGAUCCAAUUACCUAUUCUUGGGCGAUUAUGUGGAUCGUGGGAAGCAGAGUCUGGAAACAAUAUGCCUUAUGCUUGCAUAUAAAAUAAAGUAUCGUGAGAACUUUUUCCUUUUGAGGGGAAAUCAUGAAUGUGCUUCUGUGAAUCGUAUAUAUGGAUUCUAUGAUGAGUGUAAACGAAGGUUCAAUGUUCGACUGUGGAAGAUAUUCACAGAUUGUUUUAACUGCAUGCCUGUGGCAGCUCUGAUUGACGAAAAGAUAUUGUGCAUGCAUGGCGGACUCUCCCCCGAGCUUUAUCAUCUGGAUCAGAUAAGGAACCUCCGCCGACCAACUGAUGUUCCAGAAGCUGGACUCCUUUGUGAUCUUUUAUGGUCAGAUCCUAGUAGAGAUGUGAAAGGGUGGGGAAUGAGCGAUAGGGGCGUGUCCUAUACCUUUGGCCCAGAUAAGGUGACAGAAUUUCUUCAGAAGCAAGAUCUUGAUCUCAUUUGCCGUGCCCACCAGGUUGUGGAAGAUGGAUAUGAGUUUUUUGCUAACAGACAGCUAGUGACUAUUUUCUCAGCCCCUAAUUAUUGUGGAGAGUUUGACAAUGCUGGUGCUAUGAUGAGUGUGGAUGAGACACUAAUGUGCUCUUUUCAGAUAUUAAAGCCGGCAGAGAAGAAGCCUAAGUUUGGAUUUGGAAGCACCACUUAUAAAAAUGGAACUCUAACCAAAACAAAGUCAUUUAUGGGUAAAAUAGGAUGACAUGCGACGAACACUUCAGUUUUAUCACCUCAAUGAGCUCCGUGGCAUGCAGCCUUGUCAGAUAUCAGGCUCGGGUUGGAAGCAUCAAAGAAGACUCGGAAGAUGAAGAUACCUAUGCAUGAUAGGAAUCGAGAAAUCUGUGACAAUUCUGAUUGAUGUGUAUAAUAUAAACCAAAAUCUGGUGAACGCGGCCUCUAGUAUUCACCAGCAAAAAGGUUUACUAACUUUUCACCCUCUUAUUCAGGGAACUUUCGUGUGCAGUCUGAUACAGGAGAAAGGAUGAUACCGGUUAUGUGUAGGAGUGUAAACGAGUCGGGCUGUUUGUGAACAAAUCUUCAGCUCAAGCUCGUUUAUUGAACGAGUUGAGCUGAGCUUGUGCUCAGAUUUCAGCUUGAAAUAGUUAUCAAGCUAAGCUCAAUGAAACUCAGGUUGUUUGUUAGUUCAUGAACAUUUUACAUUGCAAAAAUAUGUACCUGUUUGUGUGAUAUAUACAUGCGCGCACGCUCUCUCUCUGUGUGUGUGUUUUGUGU